Messenger RNA from Vigna unguiculata (cowpea), 2073 nucleotides. Lineage: Eukaryota; Viridiplantae; Streptophyta; Magnoliopsida; Fabales; Fabaceae. The record is from RefSeq and is a predicted model, not a curated record.
AUGUGGCGUAUCCAGGCUAUGACUGCUAACAGGAGUAGGAGGAGUAGUGGUGCUGAUGACAUCGUUGAGGCUAUUCACCGGAUGGUGGAUGCGAUGCAGCCACCCAUAGCAGCGCAGCCUAGAACGGUAAUUGCACCAAUCAGGGUGCCGACCAUGGAGGACUUCUUGUGCCACAAGCCAGCGGAAUUCACUGGCAAAGCCUCUCCUAAUGAAGCGGAUGCAUGGCUCUGCAAAUGCGAGAAGAUUUUUAGGGUGAUGAACUGUGAAGAUGAGCAGAAGCUUCUGUUUGCUACCUAUCUGCUGAAUGAGGAUGCAGAAUAUUGGUGGACAGAUAUGCAACAACAGAUGGAGACUCGGGAAGAGCCGGUGACGUGGGCCAACUUCAGGACUCGUUUCCUAGAGAAAUACUUUCCAGAUAUAGCUAGACAGGACAAGGAAGCUGAGUUCCUUGCACUGCAGCAAGGGGAUAUGUCAGUGCAAGAGUAUGUCAACAAGUUUAAGCAUCUGGCGAGAUACUACUCGCAGAACAUUACUAAGGAGUGGAGGUCCUUGAAGUUUGAGCGAGGACUCAAACAUGAGUUGAAGAAGGUGGUGACACCCUUGAGAGGGAGAAGAUUCCCAGUCUUGGUGGAACAGGACAAGAGUGUUGAGCAUUUGGAGAAGGGCCCUGGUCCAGUUGUGAGCAGACAUCAAAAAAAUUUCGUUGAGGCUAAGCAGAUGAAAAAGCCUUACAACCGACCACAGCUGUCAGGUGGAGUAGGAGGGUCAAGCGAUUGUCGCAAGUGUUUUAUAUGCGACAAACUGAGACACUUUGCCAAUAGUUGUCAUGAAAAGAAGAGUCCUGGCGCGAAGAAACCAGCAGCAUCGCCAGCAAAACAAGCUAGAGCAGUUGGCAGAGUCUUUGCCCUAACCACCACUGAGGCUACACAGUUGGGUAAUCUUAUUCUUGAACCUUGUGUAUUGUUUGGUAAAGUAGUAUUGGUGUUGUUUCAUUCCGGAGCAACACAUUCCUUUAUUUUUGAUGCAUGUGUCUCAAAUCUGAGCUUGGAAAAACGUGACUUAGAUUGUGAGUUGUUGGUUUCAACUCCAUCUUCGGGUCAGGUGGCUACCAGUUCGGUCUGUGUAGGUUGCUUAAUGGAAGUGGUGGGCCGCAGGUUCAAGGUGAAUCUCAUCUGCUUGCCAAUGGAGGGCUUGGAUGUAAUUCUGGGAAUGGAUUGGUUGUCGGGCAAUCACGUUGUUAUUGAUUGCGAAAGACGUAGUGUGAUUUUUCCAGAGACCUUGAGGCUAGAGUUGAUAUCAGCUCAAAAGGCGAUUAGGGUGGCUAGAGACGAGAUUCCAGAAUUGUCACCGAGUAGGGAUGUGAAUUUCUCUAUUGAUCUCAUCCCUGGAGCGAGACCAGUUUCUAUGGCACCAUACAGAAUGGCGCCAACCGAGUUAGCUGAACUGAAGAGGCAGAUUGAAGACCUGCUUGAAAAGAAGUUCAUCAGACCGAGUGCGUCACCGUGGGGAGCACCGAUAUUGUUAGUGAAGAAAAAGGAUGGCAGUUCCAGAUUGUUUGUUGACUAUAGACAAUUGAAUAAGCUGACCAUAAAGAAUAAGUACCCAUUGCCGAUGAUUGAUGACUUACUAGAUCAGCUGAAGGGAGCUGCGGUGUUCUCAAAGAUAGAUUUGAGGUCUGGGUAUCAUCAGAUCUUGGUCAAGCUAGAGGAUGUGCAGAAGACGGCUUUCAGGUCACGCUACAGGCAUUAUGAAUAUGUGGUCAUGCCGUUUGGGGUGACGAAUACUCCUGCGAUCUUCAUGGAUUACAUGAACAGAAUUUUCCGGUCGUACUUGGAUCAGUUUGUCGUUAUGUUUAUUGACGACAUACUCAUAUAUUUUGAGAGCCGGGAGGAACACACAGAUCACCUGAGAGUGGUGCUGGAAAUCCUCAGGGAGCAACAACUGUAUGGGAAACUAUCGAAGUGUGAAUUUUGGCUCGAGGAGGUACAGUUCUUGGGUCAUGUAAUAUCAGCCCAGGGGAUAGCAAUGGAUCCAGCCAAGAUUCAAACAGUGGUGAAAUGGGAGAGACCGUAG